This is a messenger RNA of Durusdinium trenchii, 3087 nucleotides long. The record is from the annotation of a GenBank genome assembly. Lineage: Eukaryota; Dinophyceae; Suessiales; Symbiodiniaceae.
AUGGCAAGUGGUACCAGCGACACGCAAACACUAGCCUUGAAGCUGGAUGCAGACUCAGUGCUGCAAGGUCCAUUUGAAGGCUGCAGUUUCCACGUCUUUUGGGCGAAGGGUCGUGGACCAACACUUGACUGGGUACCAAAGGAGUACCAGUUGUGUGACCUGUACCAUGCGUUGCUGGUUGAGGAUGAAUAUCUUUUGGACACCUUCCGAGUGCAGCCACCCCAAUGCCGGAUCUUCCCCGUGGAUCCCCAUGAGGCUCCGGAUGCGCCCAUGGUGCCUUUGCCAUGGGCACCAGGGGAGCCUUUGCCCCGGGUCACGCGAGCAGUGUCCUUCCACGCGUAUAGUGUGUACUCGGCAGAAGCCCAGACAAAUCCCCAGAGAUGGCUGCAGGAUCCAGACUACUGGAAUAGCUUUUUCAUGGACCUCUCACGUCAAGAUAUGCUCACGGUCUGCCUCACAGAAGAGGAUUGCAAGGGUGACCAGGCUCCCUACCGGCUGAUGUUCUGGGAGGAUAUCAGCUACGAGUUUCUGGAGUGCAUUGCUCGUGGCAUUUCGCCAAUUUGGUUUGGAACACCCUCCAUCUAUGAGUACUCAGAACGCAAUGUACUGCUCACGCGCUGGCGCUUUGAGACAGCGGAGGAGAUGGUGGGCAUCAUCCAUACCUUAUCCUCACCCGAGGGUAUUCUGGAGCAUGGCACGCGCGUCUUCAUGGAGCGGCAAGGAAACUAUUUCCUGAGCCGCUUGUAUUGGCGCCAAGAUCCCCGCGUGCGAGCUCUGUUGCUGGCCAGCGCCGCGCAGCGACAGCAGUUGCUUCAGCUCUCGCACUCCGAGGAUUCUUCAUCCUAUGUGAUGGAGCUGGUGGUUUGCAUCGCCUCAGCCGUUGGAAACCGGCACUUGAGGGACAUCAUUCGGCAGACGUGGGGAAGCGAGCCCAUGCUUCGCACCCACUUUGGCCUGGUGCGCUUGAGGGUGCUUUUCUUCCUGGGGCGGGGAGAUGAAGCUCUGGACGAACAAGCCCAGCUACAAGACGUUGUGCUGCUACCAGAGCUGGAGGAGGAUUUUGGAAGUAUUUGGCUGAAAACUGCGGCCAUUCUGAAGUUUGGAGGGGACUAUUUCAAGGAUGUGUCUGGUCAAACAAGCACUUCCAGGCGCCACUUGCGUUUCCUGAUCAAAUGCGAUGACGACGCUUUCGUGGACAUUGACACUGUGACGGCUGACCUUAUUGCCAGUGCGCCCGUAGGCCUGCUGUGGGGCCAUGUCAUGGCAUUGGUAGAGCCCAACCGCAUUGCCUCCGACAAGUACUUUGUUCCCCAUGAGGUCUACCCAAUGCAGUAUUACCCACCUUAUGCCCGUGGAAUGGCCUAUGCACUGUCAGAGGAUGUGGUGAUCCCUUUAGGGACAGCUCUCUUCGAUGGUCGCCUAGAGCCGUUUCCCUAUCGAGAAGAUGUUUCAGUGGGCUUAUACAUCCUCGAGCUGGCAAAGCGUGGUGAGGUGCGUGUGGUUCCACACCAACGAAAGGAUGCCAUGCCACUGGACUUCAAAGAACAUUGUGCUGGACCAAAUGCCCACUUACCUGUCAUGGUCAUGCACCGCUUCAAUCCCGCUAGCUCACCUUGUUUGUGGCGACUCAUUCAGGAAAGGAGAGCGCAGCAGGGCCAUGUUGAUGUGGACUUUUGCGAGUGCUCUUUGUCCGAGCCCUUUCCCGACUGCUCCGCCAAAAGUGCAAAAGGUAUGUGGACUGUUGCCGAUGCCUCCGCACUGGAGACUGAGAUGUUGUUGCGAAAGGAGCCCCGGCAGUUCGAGCUGCUAGAGGCUGAGGGCCCACCGGCAGUGGUCUACAGCGCUCAAACAGCCUCAGCUGCAGCGACAAUCAUCAUGGGGAUGACCACUGCCUUCAUGGGGCUCUUCUGCCUCACCCAAGCCAACCAUCCACCACUUCAGCAGGUAGCCUUGCUACGCUUCUUUCUCAGCCUCAUUCUUCAACAGAGCCUGCUUGUCCUUGGCAGGCAACGGAAGGUCCUUGUUUCCGUCACCUACACCUUUGGCGCACAGUUGGUUGGUAUGCUGGGGGCAGAUGCCUUUGCUAGCUGGCAGGAAGCUCCUUCGUGGACAGCGUCACCAGCUGCCAGCUUUGGCCUGGUUUGCAUCACCAUUCUGAUCUUAGCCUUCGUCUUCAGCACAGCUCGCUUCUUGCGAAGCAAGGUUAGCGACGCGGAUGACGAGCUGAAGGAGAAGUGGCGACAAAGUGACAGCACCAUCGUGUCAAUGACUAUCUCGCUGACGCUCUUGCAGUUUUGGCGAUUUGUCCUUGCAGGGCGACUGCCUCACUUUUCGGGAAUCCAAAGAUCCGAGUACAAGAACUCGGAAACUGCAUAUCUCUUUGUGACGCUGCCUUUCCUCCUGCUGAUGAUUCUGCUGGAAAAAGCCUUCUCUUUGGUGCAAGCACCUGCCGAAGGUACGUCCGGUAUGACCAUGUGGAUGCAUCACGCCCUUGCAAUCCUAUCGUUGAUGCCGCGCAUUUUUGCUUUUGCAUCAGCAUGGUGUGCCUUAUUUUGUGCCAAGUGGCUUGACUAUGGCAUCUUGAUGCAGGGUGAGCUGGCCAGUGCCGGAGAUGUCAUGAAAGGAGAGAUGUACACCGCCAUGAUCAUGACUGGCAUAGGCUUUGCUUGCAGCCUGCUAUUUAAUCUCUGGUGCGAGAAGAUGCCUGGGAUGUCCUGCUUCCUUGCUCUUCUGUCGGAGGUUUGCUGCUUCCUCGUGUCCCUGAGCUGGGACAGCACCUUCCAGAUGGCGUGCGCCUUCAGCAAGGACCAAACGAAGUCUAACUUUGACCAAGUUUUUGCUCGCUGCACGCAGUGUCAGUGGAUGUGUAUUGUGUUGAUACCCUCCUGGCUUUUCUUUGUUCAUCCCCGCGCGCAAGCUGAAGAGAAUGGCCCAAAGGAUGGAGCAGAGGUUGAGAAAGAUGCCAAAGGAGCUAGCCAGAAACCUGCUGAAAAGCUCCCGGAGAGCCAGGCGCCAAUGAAAGAGGAACCCAAGGAGCAGCCUGAGGAACAGCCCAAAGAGCAGCCUAAAGCCGGUGAAGAAGAGUGA